AUGCAGUUCGAUGGGGAGGCGCAUCAUCAUCCGCAGCACCACCACGCCCACGCUACGGCAGCUCACCAUAUGAACCCGCACAUGAGCAACGAUGCGAUAUACGACCGCUUCCGCAAGUUAGGCAAUUGGGAGCGGAUAGACUUCAUGUGCGGCCUGCUCGAUCUGUGUCACCCCUUCGAGGUGCGUUAUCUCGGCACGUUUAUCGAAGAACUGCGUAGAAAAGACUACGACACGCUGAAAAAGUACGAAGAUAAGGCAAACACGGGGGACAACCCGCCCAAGGACUUUCUCAAUCUCGAGGAUAAAUCUGUUCGUGCUAACUUGGUCAUUUCCCUCACUUUAUUAUCCUCAAAAAACGAGAAAGUCGCUUCGGUUAUAUUCACUAUCCUGCACAAUUUCAUGGAAUCAUACAUUACCCACUACCACAAAGACGGAGCCGCCCUUCAAGAGUACCUUCUCCUGCUGAUUCUAGCUGUUUCCCAUCCCGCCUUCACUAUUGAGCAAAAACAGUGCCUAAGGAGGCAUAUAGACAAUUUAAGAUCGAACGACUCAAAUUUUUAUCCUUUCCCGAGAGCGUUGAAUGCGCAACAGAACGCGGUGGAUAGCAUUCACCGUCAGCGAUUCAACGACACUAAAGAUAAUUGCCACGCUACUGCUGCCAAGCUCAGCGAGAUAACACUGAGAGUGUCCGACUGCGCGAAGAGGCUGCAGGAUGGAAGACAAGAGCCACUGAUGGAGGACGAGAUUAUCCUACAUAUAGACGUCACCUGGAGUGAUAACCGAAAGAAUGAAGUCCUCAGGAGUCUAAACGAAGUUUCCAUACUCGAACGAGAUAUGAGACACGAACUUCUGGGAAUGGAAGAUAUGCAAGGCAUGAAGGAACUCUCUGCUGAGCUGCAGCAGACCUUUUCAGUUUUUAGAGAUAUUAUUCCAUCACAGUUCAAAAAUGAUCCGCCGGCGGACGUUAAAAGCGCGCUGCAUAAAUUUAUCAAUGAUUUAACAAAACUGCCUCGCGAAGUCUUGGACCAAAUGUACAUGCGUCGUUUCUUGGGGCGGAUGGAUUCGCGGACUGAGCAACAGAGUCGUGGUAUACAAAAUCGAGUGCCAGUGCCGCGAGAGACGGGUGAUAUCAUUGAGGAGCUAUCGUCAAAUCCUUCGCAUCAAACCGAAGAAAGCCAAGUCUACUGGUGGCUCAAGUUUCACAAUAUGGACAAAUACUUCACAUACUUUAAAGAUAUGAAGCUGAAUGACUUAGUGACGAAUCCAACGGAAGCGUUCCGAAGAAAGAAUCGGCAAGAGAUGCCAGAGUGGAUCAGAACUCGCGUUAAAAACAUUAUUGCACAUACAACUAGGACGACGAGUUCGAGAACGCCUCAAUCACCCGACCCUGACGAUCUAAUCUCUCAUCAUUCGGAUGACGAGUAUCAGAAUGACCGUAGAAAUCACAAGGACAACUUGUUGUCGCACUCGACAUCAGCUCCCAACAUCGGAAACUACAGGAGUCGACAAGGCGAAGAUUCCUCGGAUGAGUCUAGAUCGACUUCGCAACAGGACUCGCGCCCGUCGAGCUCCCGUGACCAGGACGGUCGAAGAGUCGUCGAAGACGCCGCUCGCCAAAUGCCCAUGAUGAACGGGCCUCAUCCAAUGUACAAUCCUCUUCAUAAUCAGCAAAGAAACGUUUCCAACGCUGUCCAGCAGCAGCCUCAACAGCAAUCCCAACAAGCACAACAGCAGCAACAAGCUCAGCAAUCCCAACAAGCUCAGCAAGCUCAGCAACAACAAGCUCAACAGCAGCAGGUAGCCCAGCAGCAACAGGCUCAGCAACAUCAACAAAUGAUGAUGGUCCAGAAUCAGCAAACUCUAACAGCUUUCCAGCAGGCUCAAGCUCAGGCAGAAGCUGAACGCCACAAGAUGAGCCAGAUGAACCACGCAAGUGAUCAAAGUCGGCAAAUACCAAUCUCCUUCCCGAACGUAGCUGGACAACCUGGAAUCCCAAUGCUUCCUCCACCACUUGUGGGCGGCCACCGCCCUCAGCACAUGACAAUAAACGGUUAUCCUAUGUACGCGAUCAAUCCUGACGGGCCGAAUCUGCCACAGGUGCUCCAGCACCAAUUGCAGCAACAAAUGCAGCAAAUCAGCAUUGACCAGCGGAACCACCCAGGCAACUUCCCAAUGCCUUUCCCGCAAAUGCCGAUGCCGAACUACACACAUAACUUGCAGCAUCCGCCUACUUCUCAGCCCCAAUCGCAACACAUGAGACAUCCCUUCUCGGACCCAAGGCAUCAGAACAACAGAAUUAAGCACCAAGGAGGAGGGAAGAAGUCGUCGUGCUAUCGAUGCGGCGGGCAAGGACACCAGGCGCAAGACUGUACCGAACAAAACCAGCGCAAACAGGUUGAAAAUUGA
This is a messenger RNA of Oikopleura dioica, 2406 nucleotides long. The record is from the annotation of a GenBank genome assembly. Lineage: Eukaryota; Metazoa; Chordata; Appendicularia; Copelata; Oikopleuridae.